Molecule: messenger RNA, 1201 nt
Organism: Closterium sp. Naga37s-1
Lineage: Eukaryota; Viridiplantae; Streptophyta; Zygnematophyceae; Desmidiales; Closteriaceae
Source: the annotation of a GenBank genome assembly
CAAGGACGGUGGGUCCGUGACGAUAGCAGAAGUGGCUCUAUACGGCGACGUGGUGCUACGAUACGUCACCCAGCAUGCCUCUUACUCCGGCCCCUUCCUUCCCAACUACGCACCCGCCUCCAACGCCGUUUCCUCCUACGGCCUUACCCGCCUCGACCAUGCCGUGGGGAACGUUCCCAAGCUUCUUGACACCGUUCGGCAUAUUCUAAACUUCACAGGGUUUCAUGAGUUCGCGGAAUUUGUUGCGGCGGACGUGGGGACGCUGGAUAGCGGGCUGAACUCGAUGGUGCUCGCGAAUAACGCGGAGAAUGUUUUGUUUCCGAUCAACGAGCCGACGUUCGGCACGCCGCGGAAAUCGCAGAUCCAAACAUACCUGGAGCACAAUGAAGGGCCAGGAUUGCAGCAUCUCGCGCUCUCGUGCACGGAUAUCAUCGCGACGCUUCAGGAGAUGCGCGCGCGGACGGAGCUGGGAGGGUUCGACUUCAUGCCGCGGCCAUCCGCGAAUUACUACAAGGAGCUGCCGAAGCGGAUUGGGCCGGAUAGCGGGCUGUCAGAGAAGCUUAUAAAGGAUUGUGAGACGCUGGGUGUGCUGGUGGAUAGGGAUGAUCAAGGCGUGCUGCUGCAGAUUUUCACGCGACCUGUGGGGGAUAGGCCCACACUGUUCUUGGAGAUCAUACAGCGUGUGGGGUGCAUGUAUCCAGGGCCAGAUGGCACUCUGGGCUAUUCCUCUUUCAAGCAAACCAUUCCUCCUCCAUGCAACCCCACCGCUCUAAACCCCGCACCACCGCUCACCAAAACUUUCUUCCCAUCUAACUCCUUCACCCACCUCUCCCAUCGUCCCCCUGCCCUCCCGCCUUUUCCUUCCCCCCUUCCCUCCCCUUCUCCCCGCGCAGAGCAGAGUGUGCGCAGGGACGUUAUCGCCCUCCCCUCCGGCCUCUCCUCUCCCUACCUCACAGUGUUUGCCCGCCCUCUUGCCGUUGCUGUGGUAGCCAUGACUGUUGACAGCAAGGUAGUUGUGAAUCAAGAGUACCGGCAUGCAGUGGGGGCGUAUGUGCUGAGUCUGCCAGGGGGAGUGAUGGACGCAGGGGAGACGCCAGAGCAGGCAGCAAUGCGGGAGCUUGAGGAGGAGACAGGGUUCGUGGGAGAAGGGGCAGAAAUGAUAGGCUCGUGCCGCCCACUCCCUGGGGUGUGGCAGCAGAAG